Molecule: messenger RNA, 2002 nt
Organism: Hymenoscyphus albidus
Lineage: Eukaryota; Fungi; Ascomycota; Leotiomycetes; Helotiales; Helotiaceae
Source: the annotation of a GenBank genome assembly
AUGUCCCAACCAACAGAGCCAACAGAUGCAACAGCUCGGCGGUAUUUUGGCUACCCCAAGGCUCUGGAAGGUCCUAGAGUCCCAUUCCGAAUGGACGAUGGAGCCAAUCCGGGUCUUAGCGGCAUACCGCUAGUCAUAGCAGGGUGGCUGUAAGUAAUAUGGCAAUGAGUGAGUAUUCAUAUGGCAUAAUGGCUGAUUGACAUAAUUAGCGUAUCAAAAGUGGGUUUUCUUCAGAGAUUCAUCUACAAUAAUGCUGGAUUGAAUUGUUUGAGAAAACUUGACUUAAAAGGUUAUAGCGAAAGGUGGGAGGUACGAUAUGGUGUUUGUUUAUAUUACAAAUCGCAUAUCUAAUAUCGUAUAACCUACCGUUGUCCCUCUUGCAAAUCAAGCCGAGAAAGAAUAUGUUCCUAAUCUCGAAUUGCUUUCUUUCCAAACCUUUCCGGAGAACCUACCUGGCCGCUACAAUACCGUCGCAGAUUAUCACGCAACAUACCUGUCAGGAGAACUAACCCCACUCGCAGUCUGUGAAUCUCUACUCCCUCUCAUUCGCCGAGACGUUGACUCCCCAUCUUCCCAUUCUGUUCCCUUUGUUGCUACAGACGUCUCUGCUAUCCUCCUUGCUGCCAGGGAAUCAACUGCCCGUUACGCUGCCAACAAGUCGCUUGGACUGCUUGAUGGCAUCCCCACAGCGGUCAAAGAUUCUUCAAGCGUGGCUGGAUAUCGAUCAACUAUAGGUCAAGCUGUAAAUGACGAGCUCUUUCCCGUAUCAAAAACGACCACAUGGUCUAUUCAAAAGCUACAGGAGUGUGGAGCAAUCGUCCUCGGAAAGACCAAUAUGCAUGAUUGGGGUACUGAUAUUACAGGCUGCAAUCCAAACUGGGGGACAGUUCGAAACCCGUAUAAUUCGCAGUAUUAUGCUGGCGGUUCUUCCGGUGGCUCAGCAUAUGCUGUAGCAGCAGGUUUAAUACCAUUCGCACUCGGAGCCGAUGGGGGUGGAAGUAUCAGAAUCCCGUGUGCAUUUUGUGGAGUUUACGGGUUGAAGCCAACGCAUGGACGAAUAGAUAACACUAAAAGCACAGCAAUUGUAAUUGGGCCAAUAGCAGGUACCAUGACAGACCUCGAGGCAAUGUACAGAGUCAUGGCACAACCCAACCCAUUGGACCCAACUUGCGGACAAUUCGCGCCUCCAGGAGCUCUUCCACCUUCGCGAACAAAGAUCAUAGGCAUCUGCAAACCAUGGUUUGCGCGUGCCGAGUCUUCAGUCUUGAAUCUCUGCCAACAAGCGGUCGACUACUACCAAAACAAACUAGGUUACGAAGUUGUCGAGAUCGAGAUUCCUUACCUUGCUGAAGGCCAAAAGGCACAUGCAUUCACAAUCCUUUCCGAGCUGGCUAUCCGUGCCCGAGCUCAACAUCUCCCCAACCAGAUUCAUACUUCGACCUCAUGGCUUUCCGGUCUGAAUGCUGCCAACAAAUUUGUUCUCUCGGUAGGGGCACAAACUAAAGCUCAAGACUACCUUCUCGCCCAACAACUACGUAAUCUGCUCAUGCAAUAUCUCGCGUUUCUAUACAAGAAACAUCCUGGGAUGAUUAUCGUAACUCCAACAACCCCAAUGCCAGGUUGGAAUAUCAAGUCAGAAGGCGACUUGAAAUACGGCUCUUCGGAUGGCAACUCAACCCUUCGUGGGAUGGAGUAUAUCUGGCUUGCCAACUUUUGCGGAACUCCUGCUCUCAGUUCUCCUAUCGGUUACGUCGACCCCAUUCCUACGGCCGGCGAGGGUAAAAUCCCAGUGAGUCUGAUGGGUAUGGGGGAUUGGGGAUCUGAAAACCAACUUUGCGAUUGGGGACGAGAGGCAGAGAUUUAUCUUAGUCAGGUUACAAGGGUGGGAGAAGGCGACCAGAUGAUGAAAGCUGGGUUGAUGUUCUUGAGCUUGCUGGGAGUCAGAAGAAAUUGUAAAGUAGCUAAGCGAAGGGAUAUUGAAUGCCGAUGGGUUGCCGCUUGA